CUAGGCCGCGGCGCCCGCCGGAGCGGAGAGGGCUGGUGCCCCGGAGCCUUCGAGUCGGGGGCUAGAGCGGCCAGGCCUCCGAGCCGGGUCGAGCCGAGGCUGGCGACGGCUGCGUCACGCGAGGGGGCGGGGCUGCCACGGGCGGAGGUCGCAGCCGGAAGCGGAAGAGGCGCUCGGAGCGGGGAGUGGGGCCUAGCUGCAGCCGGAGCCUGGGAGACGAUGCAUCACUGUAAGCGAUACCGCUCCCCUGAACCAGACCCGUACCUGAGCUACCGAUGGAAGAGGAGGAGGUCCUACAGUCGGGAACAUGAAGGGAGACUGCGAUACCCGUCCCGAAGGGAGCCUCCCCCACGAAGAUCUCGGUCCAGAAGCAAGGACCCAGCUGACCAGCGUCCCCAUCCCCCUUUUGGCAGCCAUGACCGCCUGCCCUACCAGAGGAGGUACCGGGAGCGCCGUGACAGCGAUACAUACCGGUGUGAAGAGCGGAGCCCAUCCUUUGGAGAGGACUACUAUGGAUCUUCACGUUCUCGUCAUCGUCGGCGAUCGCGGGAGAGGGGGCCAUACCGGACCCGCAAGCAUGCCCACCACUGCCACAAACGCCGCACCAGGUCUUGUAGCAGCGCCUCCUCGAGAAGCCAACAGAGCAGUAAGCGCAGCAGCCGGAGUGUGGAAGAUGACAAGGAGGGUCACCUGGUGUGCCGGAUCGGCGAUUGGCUCCAAGAGCGAUAUGAGAUUGUGGGGAACCUGGGUGAAGGCACCUUUGGCAAGGUGGUGGAGUGCUUGGACCAUGCCAGAGGGAAGUCUCAGGUUGCUCUGAAGAUCAUCCGCAACGUGGGCAAGUACCGGGAGGCUGCCCGGCUAGAAAUCAACGUGCUCAAAAAAAUCAAGGAGAAGGACAAAGAAAACAAGUUCCUGUGUGUCUUGAUGUCUGACUGGUUCAACUUCCACGGUCACAUGUGCAUCGCCUUUGAGCUCCUGGGCAAGAACACCUUUGAGUUCCUGAAGGAGAAUAACUUCCAGCCUUACCCCCUACCACAUGUCCGGCACAUGGCCUACCAGCUCUGCCACGCCCUUAGAUUUCUGCAUGAGAAUCAGCUGACCCAUACAGACUUGAAACCAGAGAACAUCCUGUUUGUGAAUUCUGAGUUUGAAACCCUCUACAAUGAGCACAAGAGCUGUGAGGAGAAGUCAGUGAAGAACACCAGCAUCCGAGUGGCUGACUUUGGCAGUGCCACAUUUGACCAUGAGCACCACACAACCAUUGUGGCCACCCGUCACUAUCGCCCGCCUGAGGUGAUCCUUGAGCUGGGCUGGGCACAGCCCUGUGACGUCUGGAGCAUUGGCUGCAUUCUCUUUGAGUACUACCGGGGCUUCACACUCUUCCAGACCCACGAAAACCGAGAGCACCUGGUGAUGAUGGAGAAGAUCCUAGGGCCCAUCCCAUCACACAUGAUCCACCGUACCAGGAAGCAGAAAUAUUUCUACAAAGGGGGCCUAGUUUGGGAUGAGAACAGCUCUGACGGCCGGUAUGUGAAGGAGAACUGCAAACCUCUGAAGAGUUACAUGCUCCAAGACUCCCUGGAGCACGUGCAGCUGUUUGACCUGAUGAGGAGGAUGUUAGAAUUUGACCCUGCCCAGCGCAUCACACUGGCCGAGGCCCUGCUGCACCCCUUCUUUGCUGGCCUGACCCCUGAGGAGCGGUCCUUCCACACCAGCCGCAACCCAAGCAGAUGACAGGCACAGGCCACCGCAUGAGGAGAUGGAGGGCGGGACUGGGCCGCCCAGCCCCUUGACUCCAGCCUCGACCACCAGGCCCCAGGCCAGAGCCACCCAAUGAACAGUGCAAUGUGAAGGAAGGCAGGAGCCUGCAGGGGAGCAGACUUGGUGCCCAGCUGCCAGAAAGCACAGAUUUGACCCAAGCUAUUUAUAUGUUAUAAAGUUAUAAUAAAGUGUUUCUUACUGUUUGUAA
Pan troglodytes (chimpanzee) is the source of this 1969-nucleotide messenger RNA. RefSeq names its product CDC like kinase 3 (gene CLK3). The coding region runs from base 220 to 1734 and encodes 504 amino acids. The transcript is spliced from 13 exons. The record is from RefSeq and is a predicted model, not a curated record. Gene Ontology annotation, molecular function: protein tyrosine kinase activity; ATP binding; protein serine/threonine kinase activity. Gene Ontology annotation, cellular component: nucleus. Gene Ontology annotation, biological process: regulation of RNA splicing; peptidyl-tyrosine phosphorylation. Lineage: Eukaryota; Metazoa; Chordata; Mammalia; Primates; Hominidae.